Molecule: messenger RNA, 146 nt
Organism: Cetraspora pellucida
Lineage: Eukaryota; Fungi; Glomeromycota; Glomeromycetes; Diversisporales; Gigasporaceae
Source: the annotation of a GenBank genome assembly
AUAAUUCUAAUUCAGCAAUAUUUUGUCCCUUAAAUUUGCGUAAAACAAUAAUUGAAUUUAUAGAAGAUCACUCAAGCCGACACAUAUUGUUACCAAAAUCUGAUGGUAGUUUCGCUAUAGAUGCAAACGAAAUUUGGAAAGAAUGU